AUUCAUUCAUUCAUCCAGGCUGCUGAGUCUGGACUGGCUGCUGCAGCCCCGGGCUCCUCCGCCCUGACUGCCCAGAGCCCCUUCCCACCAUUUAAUGAUACUCUGCACAUAGUGCUGUUGAAAAUUUGUGGCUAGACAUUCCUGUGGGACUGGGAAGCCAAAUUCUUGGGUACAAACCGAAACUUUCUUUCCUUGGAGAUUUUCUUCUCUCUCGCCCACAGACGCUCUCGCGUUCUUUCCCCAUUUUUUUUCUUUCUCUUCUUUUUUUUCUUUUUUUUUUUUUUUUUGUAGCAGCAGGGGGAGAAAAAAAGAAACCAAACUUUAAAAAAAAAAAGUCAACACCUCCCCUUUUUUAUUUUCGAAAGCAACUUGAAAAAAUAUAUAUAACAAAACAGCAGCCAACCAAGUGGGUCUGAACCCAACCCCCUGAGGCCGAGUCCUUGCCACUGUCAGCGUGCGACAUGGCUUCCAACAGCAUCUUUGACUCCUUCCCCAACUAUACACCAACCUUCAUACGAGACCCGAGCACCAGCCGCCGCUUCACUCCCCCCUCCACGGCCUUCCCCUGCGGCGGCGGCGGCGGCGGCAAGAUGGGCGAGAACAGCGGCGCGCUAAGCGCGCAGGCAACCGCGGGCCCCGGCGGCCGCACCCGGCCCGAAGUGCGCUCGAUGGUGGACGUGCUGGCCGACCACGCGGGAGAGCUCGUGCGCACCGACAGCCCCAACUUCCUCUGCUCCGUGCUGCCCUCGCACUGGCGCUGCAACAAGACGCUGCCGGUCGCCUUCAAGGUGGUGGCCCUGGGGGAUGUGCCGGAUGGAACGGUGGUGACCGUGAUGGCCGGCAAUGAUGAGAACUACUCCGCCGAGCUGCGCAACGCUUCCGCUGUCAUGAAGAACCAAGUGGCCAGGUUCAACGACCUUCGAUUCGUGGGCCGCAGUGGGCGAGGGAAGAGUUUCACGCUCACAAUCACCGUGUUCACCAACCCUACCCAAGUGGCUACCUACCACCGAGCCAUCAAGGUCACUGUGGAUGGACCCCGGGAACCCCGACGGCACCGGCAGAAGAUAGAAGACCAGACCAAGGCCUUCCCCGACCGCUUUGGAGACCUGCGCAUGCGUGUAACACCAAGCACACCCAGCCCCCGUGGCUCUCUCAGCACCACGAGCCACUUCAGCAGCCAGGCCCAGACCCCAAUCCAAGGCUCCUCAGACCUGAACCCCUUCUCCGACCCCCGCCAGUUUGACCGCUCCUUCCCUACGCUGCAGAGCCUCACAGAGAGCCGCUUCCCGGACCCCAGGAUGCACUACCCGGGAGCCAUGUCUGCCGCCUUCCCCUACAGCGCCACACCAUCGGGCACCAGCCUGGGCAGCCUGAGCGUGGCGGGCAUGCCGGCCAGCAGCCGCUUCCACCACACCUACCUCCCUCCGCCCUACCCCGGGGCCCCACAGAGCCAGAGCGGGCCCUUUCAGGCCAACCCCGCGCCCUACCACCUCUUUUACGGCGCCUCCUCCGGCUCCUACCAGUUCUCCAUGGCAGCCGCGGGAGGUGGUGAGCGCUCGCCCACCCGCAUGCUGACCUCCUGCCCCAGCGGCGCUUCGGUGUCAGCAGGCAACCUCAUGAACCCCAGCCUGGGCCAGGCUGAUGGCGUGGAAGCCGACGGCAGCCACAGCAACUCGCCCACGGCCCUGAGCACGCCGGGCCGCAUGGACGAGGCCGUGUGGCGGCCCUACUAAGCACCCUGGAGACUCUCGGGCCAGCCGAAUCCUUCCCUCCAGCCCGAGACUACAAGAAGAAACAGACUUUGGCCUGGUCCCAGGGGCCAGAGCUGGCAGUGGCUCCCAGAGCUCUGUCCAGCCACAAGUUUGAGCAGAGGAUGUGGGGACCUCCCACAGGACACUGCUCCAACCCAAAUCAAUGUCCUCUCUAGCUGUGCAUCCCAAACCCACCUCUUGUCUCCAGCCAUGCCCAGGAUCAAUUCUAGAAUCAGAGGCUACCCCUGCCUGUGUGGGGAGGGCCUUUGCUGGCAAGAGAAGCUCAGGCUCAGAGAUGUCUGGACUUUCUCUCCCUCCCUCUCUCUCUCUCUCUCUCUCUCUCUCUCUCUCUCUCUCUCUCUCUCUCUCACACACACACACACACACACACACACACACACACACACACACUGCCCUGGGGACCAUCCAUGCCCAUCAAACCAAAGGGAAACUCAAACCCCUGGGAAGGUUUCACUCCCCUGAAGAGAGAGAGGAGCCAUAUCUCUCUUUCACAUACACACACACACACACACACACACACACACACACACACGUCCCCAACUUGACUUCCCCCUGGUCCCAGGCCAGCAGCCCCUGAUCAGUCCUAACUUACCUGAAAACACCAGGCCCCAGAGCAGACUCAUCCGGGGUGGCAGGUCCCUAAAGCAAGGAAGGCCUCACACUGUCCAGCAUACUCCAGCCUGAAUUGCCUACUGGGUUCUCAGGGGGCAGACAGGUCCUGGCCGAAAGUCUUACCAUGGGGAUCGAUAGGGUGGUUAGCCCUGCGCACUAGGUCCAGCCAAUCUGUGCUCUGGGCCUUGCCUCCCAGGCCACAGUCCUGCUCCCAACUUGUUUGUCCCUAGAAGCAGACAACUUUGAACCAAAAGCAUCUCAGUCAAGCAUCUAAAACAGGGGGCAGUCUGUGUAUACAAGAGCCCACCUCCUGCUGUGUGAUGUCAUCAGGACACCCCCACCCUCACCCCACCACCAGGGUCCUGACUUCACAUUCUUCACAGAAGGGGACAAGACCUCCAGGAGGCCCUGUGGAGUCUCUGGUGAGGUGUGCGAUGGCAGAGCAGCAUCCAAGCAGAGAUCAGAUGUCCUCUUCAGUCUGUGGGCGGGCGAUUGUCAGUGGGAUUGGUUAAAAAGCUCUUACCAGAGCUGGCUGGCCCACGGCUGGUUUUUCAAACUGAGUGAGCCCCGUAGUGAUGGCCUCUGCCUUGUGCUUGGCCUUCCCCAUUGCCUGCACCUGAAACAGCCACCCACAUACACACUCUGGUAGGUCAGGGGGUCCCCGACAAUCCUGGACAAUCCUGAGCAGAAUACCUCCUGUUACAGUGUCUCUUGUCCCACCCUUACUGGAGGAAAAAAAAAAAAAAAACUCUAUCUCUUGGAAGUAGCUGAGGUAACCUUCCAGCUCCCUGCACCCAGAGGGGGCCUUCUCACCUCUUCUCAGGAAGCAGCUACGACCCAUUGCCCUCCUACCUGCUUCGCUACUGGUCCAUGGUACAGACUGUUCCAGAUCACCAAGAAAGGUACUUUCAGGAUCCCAGUGCCUAGCACUGGGUAAGCUACCCCAGACAACUAGCCUUCCUUAUACCCAAACGCUGGUCGGUGGAAAUAGAAAGUCACCCCUCCCCCAUCGCCUCUUUCUCAUCCCUGAUUAACAGUGAAGUUUGAGUCUUGUCGUGAGUCCUACAGUGAGCACAGGCAGCUGGGGCUAAUAAAAAAAGAAGAAGAAGAAGAAAAAGGAGAGGAGAGAAAAAAAACAAAAAUGAAAGGAAAAGGGUCCUUAUUUGCAAGGCUACUUUAAAGUGCUACUUGAAAGCACAGGCUAGACAGAAAGCACAAGGAACCUAGGGGGUUGAUACAAUGUUACUGUAAUUGUGUGGGUGGGUGUCAUCCUUUGUGACAUUGUUACCCUGAGGUAUACUCCCUGCAGUGAGCUGGUCUUCCUGAAGUGGGCCUGCUUUGCACUAUAGGCUGCUUGUAUGUUUGGUUUGUUGUUUUUGUUUUUUUGUUUUUUUUAAUGCACAACUUGCUUGUACAGGUCAACUGUCCAUCUUGGGUACUAUUUAACUGUCAAACAGAGGAAUCUGUGUUUGUUACAAUAAUAUAACAGAUGCCUUGAAGGACCCGC
Messenger RNA from Mus musculus (house mouse), 3891 nucleotides. It is a transcript of the gene Runx3, whose product is annotated as runt related transcription factor 3. The record is from RefSeq and is marked validated. Lineage: Eukaryota; Metazoa; Chordata; Mammalia; Rodentia; Muridae. Gene Ontology annotation, biological process: response to transforming growth factor beta; regulation of DNA-templated transcription; positive regulation of developmental process. The transcript is spliced from 6 exons. The coding region runs from base 462 to 1733 and encodes 423 amino acids. Gene Ontology annotation, cellular component: cytoplasm; nucleoplasm; nucleus. Gene Ontology annotation, molecular function: ATP binding; transcription corepressor binding; DNA binding.